AUCAAUAAUAUUCACAGUGAGAUGAAUGUGAUUAUGAAUGAAGUGGGCUAACGAAAGACACAUUUUCAGACUUGAUAUUAUGAAUUUGACCCAGUCUGUCGUUAGCCUACUUUGUCGUUGGUGAGAACAGAGAUAUUCACAGUUUGCUGUCAACCCACUUCUGUUAAGCCCCGUUCAAAUUUGGUGGUUUGGUAAAGUUUUUAGGUUAUAUUGAUUGAUUUUUAUAACUUGAUCACGUUCUUUGUUUAGGUUAAGAAUAUUACAAUUAAUCUUUGAAUAAUAUCGUAAUGUACAUUCCUGCUUAUAAAAAUUUCUUAUUUGUACAUUGAAAAUUUUGAAUACCCAACCAUCUAACUGUUUUUGGACAUCCAAAAGUGGAAGAUAUAAUUGAAGAGAAACAUGACUUCUACACCGGCGCAGCAAACCGAUCAGAAGGAGAAGAAACGUAAAGAGAGUAUUCUCGACCUGUCCAAAUACCUGGAGAAGGUGAUUAGAGUGAAGUUCUCUGGCGGUCGCGAGGCGGCUGGCGUCCUCAAGGGAUAUGACCCUCUACUCAAUCUUGUCCUCGAUGAUACCACUGAAUUUCUUCGAGAUCCAGAUGAUCCUUACAAAUUGACGGAAGACACGCGAAUGUUGGGCUUGGUGGUGUGCCGUGGCACUUCUGUGGUGCUCAUAUGUCCGGUUGACGGCAUGGAAAGCAUACCCAACCCUUUCGUUCCACAAGACUCUUGAAUUAUUAUUUCCAUUUUUCAAUUAAUAUUAAGCAGUAAACCAUUUUUCCAUACUUAAA
Messenger RNA from Nilaparvata lugens (brown planthopper), 790 nucleotides. RefSeq names its product U6 snRNA-associated Sm-like protein LSm7. The transcript has 3 exons. Bases 400 to 732 code for a protein of 110 amino acids. Gene Ontology annotation, biological process: nuclear-transcribed mRNA catabolic process; mRNA splicing, via spliceosome. The record is from RefSeq and is a predicted model, not a curated record. Lineage: Eukaryota; Metazoa; Arthropoda; Insecta; Hemiptera; Delphacidae. Gene Ontology annotation, cellular component: U12-type spliceosomal complex; Lsm1-7-Pat1 complex; U2-type prespliceosome. Gene Ontology annotation, molecular function: RNA binding.